UGUCUUCUUCGCGUUAAGUGCUGCAGUUAGUGUACGCCUACGCUCUCUAAAACCUCCAGAACCAAAGUAGUGAAAAUACGAAAAACGUCGUCGUUCUCUUCGGCAUGGAAUUCACUCAGAGUGACUUUGAUCGCUUACUGUUGUUCGAGCACACGCGAAAAACCGCUGAAGCAAAGUAUGCAGCAAACCCUCUUGAUGCUGAUAAUCUGACAAAAUGGGGAGGAGCUUUGAUUGAGCUGUCAGCGUUCCAGGAUCCCAGGGAUUCAAAGAAAAUGAUCGAUGAUGCAAUUUCAAAGCUGGACGAGGCUUUGCUGAUUGAUCCAGCAAGGCAUGCCACUCUUUGGUGCUUGGGAAAUGCCCACACGUCUUAUGCAUUCUUAACUCCUGAUUUUGACGCUGCAAAGGUUAAUUUUGACAAGGCACGUGAGUGUUUCCAGAGAGCUCUUGAUGCGGAUCCUGAGAAUGAGCUUUAUAAGAAGUCCUUGGAAGUUACUGAUAAGGCCCCAUUAUUGCACAUGGAGAUCCACAAAAAUGGGCUUGGUCAGAUGACUGGUGGUGGGGCUUCCUCUACACCCUCAAAAAGAAAGGAAUCAGCAAAGCAGAAGAGCAGUGACCUCAAGUAUGAUAUAUUUGGAUGGGUGAUUCUUGCAAUCGGUAUAGUCGCAUGGGUGGGAAUGGCCAAAUCUCAAGUUCCACCACCACCUCCAAGAUAAACAUGUUAGUUAUCUUUUUAAGGUACCUUCACCAAGAUUAUUGGCUUAAAAGGUCACUUCACUAUAGGUUUGCAGUUAUAAAAUAGGUAGCGCAUUUGUGGUAUCUGCAUGCUGGCUAUAUCUAAAGGCUUGUCUUUCUUUUUUGCACUUUAAAAGAUAUCUUUUUGAAUGGUUUUCUUAGCUCUUUUGGUUUACUAGCUCGCGGUAUAACUCAUUUAGCUUGUGGGUCAAAUUGAAUUGGUUCAUCUCCAUAUCCAACGUAUGAGUUGCUAUGGAUUGAUCUUCAACCAGCAUUCCUUCAUCUACCAUUUUUGCACAGCAGUGUCCUGGUAGGGCAGAAAAAAUUGUAUUUCUAUCCUUGUCUGCACAAUAAGACCGCUAAUGGAUUUCACUUUAUAA
This is a messenger RNA of Arachis duranensis, 1112 nucleotides long. RefSeq names its product mitochondrial import receptor subunit TOM20. Bases 105 to 713 code for a protein of 202 amino acids. Gene Ontology annotation, molecular function: protein binding. The record is from RefSeq and is a predicted model, not a curated record. Gene Ontology annotation, cellular component: mitochondrial outer membrane translocase complex. Gene Ontology annotation, biological process: protein insertion into mitochondrial outer membrane. NCBI's taxonomy places the organism in Eukaryota, Viridiplantae, Streptophyta, Magnoliopsida, Fabales, Fabaceae. The transcript is spliced from 6 exons.